AUGUCGUCUAGAAGUUCGCCGGUUUCUUCGAGGAGCGGGACGCCUGUGCGACCGGGUGCGAAUGGAUACGUGGCUCCGUCACCGGUUCAGUCCAGGAGUCCGUCGAGGAAUGCCAAUCCUGGGCAUAAUGCCCCGGCCAUCGACUCGAGAAGUCCCUCGAGGAGCCAGACCCCGUCGUCUACUCUAAACCCGAAUAUGUUGAGUUCGCCGCCGAGUCGCCCGCCUUCUAGGGUUUCGCUGCGUCAACACGCACCCUCUGGACAGUCUUCGUAUCAUUCCCAACAACAGCAGAAGACGGCUUCACCUGCUCCUUCACCCAUUGGUAUUUCCACCAGUCAGAGUACCAGUAACCACUCGAGGGAGGAAAGUGGGAGUACGACCAGUCAGACCCAUUCACUCGACAUUUCGCAACAGUCGCAUCAAUACUCGGUUUCGCUUGCGCCUUCGAACCAAUCCCAUUCUAAUGCCUACCAACAUUCCAAUACCUCCCACCAAUACCCGCCUUCGCAGUACUCGAGUACCUCCACCGGUGCUUCUCAGUCUCAAUACCAGCCCUCGCUAUCGAACGGGUAUUACCAAAGUCAAGCCGAGUAUGGCGGUAGUACCGCGAGUGGAUUCGAACCUCGGCCGAGUUUGUUGAGGGAUGGGAGCAUUGGGAGUCGUAAUGGUGACAAGGAGUUGCCGAGGACUCCCUCGCUGUUGGGUAUCGGUGCUAAUGGCAGAGCCGGAGCCGGUGGAUCACCACCGUCGUCUGACCAGGCCCAGCCCCGCCAUAGUGUCGGUAACCGGGCGCUUCAGUUGCAUCUGCUAGCUGUAAGCGGUGGGGCUACUGGGGGUGAUCGGAGUGUGGGAGGUGAUGGUGUCGGGUUGGGGAUUAGAGGUAGUGUGACGAGUGGAAGUGGUGCUGGUCCUGAUGCAUCCCCACCGCCGCCACCCCCACCCCCAUCUUCCAUGAAACCUGUGUCGUCCCCGCCACGUGCGAGUUCGGCGUCUGCGAGUGCUGCCCAAACAUCAACCCCGCGAACGUCGUCUUCUGUUCACCGCCAUGGCCAUAUGUCUUCGCCUCCUGGCCAUAGCAUCCGAGCGAAACCGUCGACUGUGUCGUUGAACCCUUCGUUGAGGCCGUCACUUGUGCCGUCUGCCGGUGAAGAGCCCGAUGCGUUCCAUGUACGGAGUACCUACGCUCAACUGGAGGUGUAUGGAGUCAAGGGUGACGGGUUUGAUGAAGGUGUAGAGAGGACACGAGCUGCUAGAACACGUGUUGGAUCUUCGGUCGCCACUCCUUCGCCUAAUGCCUCCACCUCCCUCUCACAUAGCCCCGACACUUCCGCGACCUCCCCUGAUUCCAAUGGCCAUCAACCUCCGCAUCGAACCAAAAGCCAAGUUUUGGCGGACGAAGCGAUUGCCGAUGAGAAUGAGAAGAAACGCGAGCUGGAACCGGAGGAGAUUAGGGUGCUGCAGAGUGUGGAUCGCUAUGGGUUUAUGAGCGUUACUUCACAUGAGAGGUUGAUCCUUUUACCUUCGGUUCCGCUUUUGAAACCCCUAUCAUCUGGUGCUGGUGCGCCGUCCUCGCCUCCAUCGAAUUCAACUUCUCCGCCCCCUUUGAAGACGUUACAGUCUAUUCCCCCUCCGCAGACGAACCCGAAAGAAAACGAUCGGAUAGAAAAGUGGAAUCGUAUGUUGGUUCCUCAUCAGCGGGAUGAGGGAGGGAAUGUGCAAGCGUGGCGAGUCCGACCUUCAAAAACGAGUAAACUGCGACGGAGGGUGUACAAAGGCGUUCCGGAUCGUUGGAGAGCGGCGGUUUGGGAGGUCUUGAUGUGCGCGUACGUUGCUGGACAUGGCGGGGAUGUGGAAGGUGGCGGGUAUGAUGGGAACGGGAACCCGAAUCGGCCGUGGCAGGAGGUGGAUACGGAGACGAUUGUCAGGUUGACUGCCAGUCCUGAUGCUGCGAGUGCGGGCGUGAGACAGGUUGAGAGGUCUGCGAGGGAGUACAGGGAGGGUAUCGAACGUCCUUCGACGUAUGAUGUCCAAAUCGACUUGGAUGUGCCGAGGACGGUUAGUGGGAAUAUUCUGUUCAAGACGCGGUAUGGCGCUGGCCAACGCUCCCUCUUCCACGUCCUCCAUGCAUUCUCGCUUACCUGCCCCGUGUGCGGCUACGUCCAAGGCAUGGGGCCCCUCGCCGCCACCCUGCUCUCCUACCUCCCGCCCUCCCUCUCCUACACCUGUCUUCUCCGCCUCCACACCUCCUACAACAUGCACACCAUCUUCUCUCCCGGAUUCCCCGGUCUAUUGGAAGCGAUCUACGUCCAGGAACAGCUCACCAAAACCUACAUGCCCGCUGUGUACGAGAGUUUCAAGCGGAAUACGAUUGGCGGCACGAGUUAUGCGACCAAGUGGUAUAUCACGAUGUUUGCGAAUAGCGUGCCGUUUCAGAUGCAAUUGAGGCUUUGGGAUGUGUUUUGGUUGGAGGGGAUGGAUGUCUUUGUGGCUGUUGCGGUUGGCGUUUUGUGGGUUUAUAAAGACCAAAUCACCUCGCCGCAUGCCAAUUUCGAAACUAUCCUUUCCUUGUUGUCUUCGUUCUUUGUGCCGGAGGAUGAAGACGUGUUCAUGGGCUGGAUUGAGAAGAUGCUGUGUGAUCGGAAAAUCAGAGGGAGUAUGAAUCAGUGGAGGAAGGAGUGGAAGGUGUUGGUUGAGAGUGGGAAGGAGGUCGAGGCGUUACUUUAA
Molecule: messenger RNA, 2724 nt
Organism: Coprinopsis cinerea okayama7#130
Lineage: Eukaryota; Fungi; Basidiomycota; Agaricomycetes; Agaricales; Psathyrellaceae
Product: GTPase activating protein
Exons: 3
Coding region: 1-2724 (907 amino acids)
Source: RefSeq, a predicted model, not a curated record